ACUCUCUCUGCGCGCUACUCUGUUCCGGCUCCGUGCCGGCUCACGUUUCUGCAGGAUGGCAGCCGAAUGAAACGCGCGUACCCUGUUAAGGGAGCCGGGGGGGCAGUAUAAGAUAUCCCGCGUUGCCUGCGGUGGGUGUGUUUACCUGCCCAUUCAGCACCUGCGCUGAAUGAACGAGGACGCGCAAGGUCAGAAGCCGAUUCACGCCGUGCUCCAGGUGGACCGGACCUGCAGCUUAUAAAGAUGAGGAGACUUCCUGUAUUGAUGCUGCUCCUGUGGGUGUGCGCCACCUUCUAUGUUGGGAUUUACCUGUUUGUGGGGGGCUUCAUGCUGGUGCGACUGGAGGUGAACAGGAGCAGUUCCUGCAGUGACGUUCUGCCCCCAGGGGACGAGGCUGGAAGAUUUUGCCGUGGGGAGCCGCGUUUCCGCAGGGCAGUGCUUCUGAUAAUCGAUGCCCUGAAGGUCAACUUUGCCCAGUUUGACCCCACAAACAUCAUGCCCCUGCCCUUUGAGAACAAGCUGCCAGUGCUGCAGGAAGUGACAGCAUCACGGCCAACCCAAUCGAGGCUCUUUGCGUUCCGGGCGGACCCGCCCACCACUACCAUGCAGCGAAUCAAGGGCUUCACGACCGGCUCACUGCCCACCUUUAUCGACGUGGGUAACAACUUUGCCUCUAAUGCCAUCCUAGAGGACAACCUUGUGCACCAGCUGGGAGAAGCUGGAAAGCGUGUGGUCUUCAUGGGUGAUGACACCUGGGAGAGCCUCUUCCCCAAGAAGUUCCACCGUUCGCUGCCCUUCCCGUCAUUUAAUGUGAAGGACCUCCACACCGUGGAUGAUGGCAUCCUGAAACAUCUCUACCCCACCUUGCAGAGCAGCGACUGGGAUGUGCUCAUCGCCCAUUUCCUGGGUGUGGACCACUGCGGACAUCGAUUCGGGCCCAACCACCCCGCCAUGGCAGACAAGCUCACGCAGAUGGACGGAGUCAUAAGAUCUGUCAUUAGGCUCAUUGAAAAUGACACUUUGCUAAUUGUUAUGGGUGACCAUGGCAUGACAGACACAGGGGACCACGGGGGCGAGAGCCUGAAGGAGACGGACGCCGCGCUCUUCCUCUACAGUCCCACCCCACUCUUCCCCCCCCCUGGGUCCCAGGUAGAACCUGAGGUGGUUCCUCAGACUGACCUGGUUCCCACACUGGCCCUGCUCCUGGGCAUUCCUAUCCCGUACAGCAACAUCGGACAGGUGCUGCUGCCCAUCUUUCCGCAGGACACAGACCCAGCUGGGACACAGUCCCACCUCACCCAGGCAGAGGCGUUGUGGAUCAACGCUAAACAAGUGAACCGCUUCCUGGAGACCUACGCCCUCAUGGCCAAAGACAUCUCCCCAGAGAGCCUGUCCCGCCUGCGGGGGCGCUUUGCCGGGCUCGCUGCUGAGUACAGGGAGGUGCUGCGGGAGGGGGGCGCUCCCUCCCCGGCGCUGCUCGGCGGCCUGCAGGAGUACCUUGGCGCCGUGCGGGACGUCUGCCGGACCACCUGGGCACGCUUCCACCCGCUCAAGAUGCUCAGCGGGCUGCUGGUGAUGGCCACCGCCUGCCUGGUGACUCUCACCGCGUCAGAGCUGCCGAGACUGGCGGGGGCCGGGGAGGGCCCCUCGCUGGCGCCCCCUCUGGUCGUGGGGGUGUUGGCCGGUGGGGCAGCGGUCACCGUACAGCUGAUGUCUGUGGGAUGGGCGGAGGCGGGCUGGUUCCUCGGCGCGGCCGCUUUCGCCUCCCAGUCUGUGUACCUCUGGAGGCUGCUCCGUGCCGGGAGGGGGGCCAAGGCUAGCCAAGCCCAGCGGUGGGGCUGGAGGGGUCUGCUCCUAUCCCUCCCUUGCAUCCCCCUGCUGGUCCUCUUCCUGCGUUGCGCCUCCCUGCUGUCGGACAGCUACGUCAUAGCUGAGGGCCGCGUGGUCACUUUCCUGCUCCUCUCCCUGGGCCUCUAUGUCCCGCUGCGGCUCAAUUGGGACGGCCUCCUCUUCACGCCGAGCCCCGACCCUCAGAAGCCCCCGUGCCCCUUUCCGCCUGCGGCCUCCUGUUCCCCCUCGGCCGCUCGCAGGGAGAGCCUGGCGCUCCUCGCCUGCCUGGGGGUGCUGGCGGCCUCGGCGUACGCAGUGCCGUCGCUCGCCGCCUGCCGCGAGGAGCAGGGCGAUUGCGAGCCGUCCCCCCUCCUGCUCCCCCUCUCGCGCGUGCAGGACAGCCGCGCCCGCAACCUGCGUUACGCCCUGUCGGUAGCGUCACUGGCUGCUUGGACCGGCCUCCUGCGCCUUUGGCUGCGCCGCUGUGGCAACCUGAACGGACCGGGCCCUGCGGUUCUGGUGGCCCGCUGGGUGUUCCCGCUGGCCGCGGUGUCCGUGGGCCUGCACUGGGCUGUGGACGCCACUCCUGAGGACACCUUCCGGGGCCUGGCCGACCUCAUCGCCCUUUCCCUGACGGCUCUGCCCCGUGCCGCCUUUGGCCUCUUGGGGCUCGGUGCCGCGCUGCUCUGGUUGGACCCCCUAACGGUGUUUCUGAAGGCCCGCAGCCUAGCUGGCCCAUCCCCGGCACCUCGGUACCGGGCCAGCACGGGGGUCAGCACCCAGGCCGAGCUGCGGCACCUCAUCCCCCAGCUGUACCAGCACAUGCGGCUCUCCCUGGAGGACGGCGCUCAGCCCAGGGCCCCCGGCGCGGACGGCCGACCCUCUGUGGAGGCCUACGGCCUGGGCACGGUAUACUCCGCAGCUCUGCUCCUGCUGGCAGGCCUGCUGGGCCUGGGCCUCCUCCUCCUGCACCCUGAGGGGGUGUCUCUGGCCUUCGUGCUGCUACUGCUGGAGGCGGCUGCCCUGCUACAGCUACAUGCCUCUUCCAGCAACUUGGUGGCCCUGCAGGGGGCGCUCAUGGGGGGCUUCAGUGUGCCCUGGGUCCCAGUGAUACUGUGGGAUUUGGCCGCCACCCAGUUCUUCCAUGGAACGGGGCACUUGCCUACCUUCCCAUCCAUCCAGUGGGGGGCAGCAUUUGUGGGCUUUCCCAAGGGGCACUCAGGCACCCUGCUCCCUGGUGUGCUUGUCACUCUCAAUACAUUCUCCUCCCACAUCCUGUUUGCAGUGGGGUGUCCCCUCCUGCUCUUCUGGCCGCUGGUGUGUGAGGUGCGAGGGGGCCAGCGUGGGCGGGGCCACACUGCGGACGGAGACGAAGGAGAUGAGACGGUCAUGGAGAUGAAGCUGAGGGAGCGCCCUGCUGAUUUCUCGGCCGCUCUGCUGCAGCUGGCCAUGCGGUUUCUCUUCGUCAAGGGGGCGCAGGUCUUGGCGUCAGCCCUGGCUGCAGCUAUUCUCAGGAGACACCUCAUGGUGUGGAAGGUCUUUGCACCCAAGUUGAUGUACGAGGCGUCUGGCUUUGUUGUAGCCAGCGUGUUCAUCCUCCUCAGCUUCGCCUUGGUCAUGCGAGUUGACGUCGCAGUGAAUAGCUGGUUCAAGAGGCUGGUCCCUGAACAGCCCAGGUAGCUCCUCGCCCCACGAUGCACUGCUUCCUGCGGCUUGGGGCCCGUCCCGUCAAACUCCGCACCGGCUGGCUUUAGAGAGCAGAGCUGGUGUGGCGGAUUGCAGGAGGAGCGAUCGCCCAUAACAGAAAGUCCUGUUAAAAAACAAUGUAACGGAUUGGAAGGAUUAACUUGGUGGUGGUAAAGAUCUUAACCACAGCAGGGUCAGGUAUGGACUUCCUUUGGUGGCCAAGUAGGGGUACCACCAGAAGAAUCUUGGAACCCAGAUGUGAGGACGCCACGCUCUCAUCUUUGCACAGGUUCACAAGGGUCUCUCUGCCUCUACACCUUUAGGUUACGGCCGAUGGUUUCAUUACAUGUGAUUCUUCAACCAGGCCAACAUGUACAUGUAGAAAAAUACCAUUAAAACUAGGCAGCAUCAAAAAUUCUGCAACAAAUAACUUCUGCUUAAUCUCUAAACUAAGCAGUCUUCAGUUUUUUUUGUUUUUAAAGAGAGAUUAUGAUCUGCUGUUUUUUCUUUAAGAACCCCGUAACAUACUCUGCAUGUGUGAGGGGCCUUGUGGUGUAACAACUAAUUUUAGCAAUAAACAUACCAGGAGGUCACUAGUGUGUUAAAAUUAUUUAUCUGGCUGCUUGAUAUUAGUGGCAUAUGAUGCAAAAAUUCCCUUUUCCCACAUUUUCUUAAAUAUUUGAUUAGAAAUUUAAUAAUGACAAAUUUCUAUCUAUUCAGAAAUCAGAAAGUAACAUUUUUAUUUGUUGUGUGAUGCAAUAAGGCAAGGUUCCAAGGCAAUUUGAUUUUAAUUGGCAAACAUAUUUUGUUUAUGUUUUUAUAGAAAAAUGCAUGGAAACUUUUACAGACCGCCAUUUGCUGUAUGGACUAUAGUAUCUAAUGUGCAAUAGAAAUUCCUCUCUCAUUUUGUACUGUAAACAGUUUGUAGCAAGGAGACAAGGCUGAAUAUGUCAAUGAUAUCCAAAUGUUCUGAUUUUAUAUUUUAUGUGUUUGGUUGAAUAAUUAAUAUUGCUGAGUAUGUCUAAUCUGAGUUGAAACCAAUUAAAUAUUUUGUACCUUC
Molecule: messenger RNA, 4576 nt
Organism: Paramormyrops kingsleyae
Lineage: Eukaryota; Metazoa; Chordata; Actinopteri; Osteoglossiformes; Mormyridae
Gene: pigo
Product: phosphatidylinositol glycan anchor biosynthesis, class O
Biological process (GO): GPI anchor biosynthetic process
Cellular component (GO): endoplasmic reticulum membrane
Molecular function (GO): mannose-ethanolamine phosphotransferase activity
Source: RefSeq, a predicted model, not a curated record